ACUUUAACGGAUGCGGACGGUCUGGAAACGGAUGUUUUGAGGUCUCUAUUAAAAGCGAAUUUUUCUAUUGAAGAACAACUAAAAAAAAAUACAAGGAAAUUAAUUUUCAAUCAGAAAAAAAGAAAAACACGAAAACGAAGUCAAAAAUAAGAAAAUUAAAAAAAUAUUAAAUUUUUGAAACGAAAAAAAAUAACGAAAAAUUGUCAAAUAAAAAAAUAAAUUUAAAAAUUCGAAAUUAAAAAAUAGAAUCAAUUGUUCAAUCUUAAAGUGUAAACGAAUUUUAACUUAACAACAACAAAAACAACAACCACGACGUUUGUUGUACAUCAAACACCUUGCGAGGUGAUAAGGUGAACCAAAUAAAAGAUCGGGAUAACAAAAAUAAACAAAUGUUAAUGGCUGUCAUUAGCCAGAUUGACUGGGAGUGCGUACCAACCGGCAACACGUAAAAAAAGAGCAACAACAACAAAAACCAAAAAAAAACAAGUGACAUUUAAAUUUGUAACUUUACAAGGCAGAACGCAGAACGGGCCAUUUAAAACGGAAAAUGUAAACGUAAAGAAGAAGUUGUAAAACAUAAAUCGAUUUAAAACAGAACGUGAAAAAAAUAAAUUUAAAGAAAAAAACCUAGGGAAAUUCGAGGAAAAGCUACAAAUCACAAAAUUGAAAUUGAGUGAAAUUUACAAUCAACAGCAAAGCAAUAAAUUCCUUUGGCAGAAAAUUUGAAGACCCUGCUCUAGGAAAAUCCUCCCUUCAAUUUCCCAAUUAUUUUUUGUUCUCUCCUUUUUUCAAAAAAACACGUCAUGAAAAAACCUCCCGCCCUGAAAAUGUCCACAAUGCAAUUACUUCUCCUCCUGGUUUGCCUCCUACCCUGCUGGGUGCUGGCGGCUCCCUCUGCCCUGGAUGGCGGCAAUUAUUUCACCGCCAAUGGUGGUUAUGUUUCGAGUCCUUCCAUUUAUUCGUACACAAUUGAAAAUCAAUUGCCGCAAGUGAAUCAAAGCCAACAACAGCAGCAACGGGAAGUGCCAUAUUAUCAAUCGGCCGUGAAUACACGUAACUUGUAUUAUACCUCGUCGAAUAAUAAUAACAACAAUAAUCGGGAUAUAAACUCGGCACCGCCAUCAACUCCGGCGUUGGGCUCAGCCCCCACCCAAUCAGCUCCUGUCAGCGACUGCACCGUCGAUCGUUUGGCAAUCUACAAAGUUGUCCUGCACACCUAUUGGACUAGGGACUUAUUUCCCAAACACUAUCCCGACUGGCGGCCCACAGCACAAUGGACUAAGACAAUAGGACGUACACACGACGCCAAAUACGCCUUGUAUCACAUCGGCCAACAGGCCACAUCCGGUGUUAAACAAUUUGCCGAAACGGGCAAAAGCGAAAUAUUGGAUACGCCAUUAGGUGAGCAACAACAACUGCAAUUACAACAACAAAAAGUCCAAGUGGAGAAAUCAUCAACAUCUAGUUCGACGGCCACAACGACGACAUCGUCGUCGUCGACCACCACCACAACAACAACACGCAACAAUCAUAACACGCUGGCCGCCGGCUCUGGCGAGCGUAACAUUUUCGAUGAAUUCAAUUUACCAGCCAUCAGCCAGGGUGCGGGACGCAGUGAAGCGAAAUUCUUUGUCGACAGCAAUCACAGUUUGGUGUCAUUAAUGACACGCAUCGUACCCUCGCCCGAUUGGUUCAUAGGGGUCGAUUCGUUUCAGCUCUGCGUCGGCGGCUCCUGGAUAGAUACGGUCACCGUUGAAAUGGACCCCCUGGAUGCCGGUACGGACAAUGGCUUUACCUUCACCGCUCCCAAUUGGCCGACAUCGCCGCAGGGUGUUAUCUAUCGUAUCACAUCGCGUUAUCCCGCACAUCCGGCUGGUAGUUUUUUCUAUCCGAAAAGUAAACGUUUGCCGCCCAUGGCGACGUUUCAAUUUAUCAAGCUCAAAGAAUACGAACUAAGUGAAGUUUUCAACUUCGCCGAAGAUGACCGAAAAUACGAGACCGUCAAGACGCAAACGCAUCUGGAAAUGGAACACAAUCAUGUCGAAAUGAAUAACGAACUGUCGGCGAGUAUAGAACGGGAGAGGCAAAACGAGAUUGGGCCGGCACAGCCGACAAGGGCAUCGGAAAGAGAUCGCAUACGAUCGAAGCUGUUGGAGAAAAUGAAUCCAAUGAACAACAAUUCCCAGCCCUACAAUGUGGUGCCGAAAAACGAUAAAAAUGCCAUUAUGCAAAAUAUUGCCAACAGCUAUAGACGCUCUGAUUUAUCAGCAUCACCCGCAUCAUCAUCAGCAUCGUCAUCAGGAAAUCAGGCACCGUCCCUGGCCUCCUCCUCAUCUUCAGCCAACACCUAUACGGCCACAAAUCGUCGACGCCGCACGAAACGUCCACGCGAUUGUCGUGUUAGCCACUGGUCAGAGUGGUCUGCCUGCAGCAAGACAUGCGGUAUUGGUGAAAUGCAUCGAUACCGGCGCAUCAUCAAACAUGGCAAACGGGGUGGAAGGCCAUGUCCGCCAUUGAAGGAGUCGAAAUGGUGUGGCUCGGAAAAGGGUUGCCAUUCACCAGAGACCUAUUUUAAUUGGUCUGAUACAUGAAUCUAAACGAGAUAACCAACCGUAUAAAACCUCUUUCAAAAAGGCGUAUUAUUUUUGAUUUUAUUAUGAUUUUUUUUUUAAUAAAAACUAAAAACUCUCCAGACAAACAAACUCACACACACACCAACACAGAAUAAGUAUAAAUAAGUAACAGUCCCAAACAAAAGAGAGAAAAAAAAAAAAACGAGAGAAAAAAAUCCAUCCCUUUUUUAGAAAACCCACACACAAAGAGAAAUAUUAAAAAAUACUAUAUAUAGAGAAAACAAAACUCAAACACAAUUGUAUUAAUUUAAACUACAACAAAAAAUUUACAUAUUAAAAAAUAAUAAAUAAAAAACAUAGAUUUUAGGAUAUGAAAAAUAAAAUGGAAAUACUCAAAAACCUACACACACAGAGACACCAAAUACAGUGGGCUCUUUUUACAAAAAUUCAGUGAAGCCAUAAUUCCACAUGAAAGCUAAUAUUCCUUAGGAAAAGGUCCCCACUGUAUUUUGGCCAAAAAAAGGAUGCAUAAGUCAAACAUGUAAAUCAUAUUUGUUUGAAAUGUAGCAACAAAAACGAACCAAAUAAAUUGUGGCAAGGAAGCAAAUAAAAGGUUUUAAACGAUUUUUUUUGGGCAAAAAUUUAGCAAAGCGCAUAAACUGAAAAGUGUUUUUUUCUAUGUUCCAAAAUAAAUUCAUUUAAUUUUUAUUUGAAAAAAAAAUGAAAACAGAAGAAUUUUAUUUUAAAACACUUGGAAAACCAGAAAAAAUUCAACAGCAACAACAUAAACAUAAUACCCUGGACAAUAUAAAUAAAUCACUUAAUUAAAUCCGAAAAAAAAAACAUGCAAUUGACUAUUUGGCAACUAAUUUCCAUUAAGUACUUAAGACUUAUUUUUUUCAACACAGAGGGACCUCUAUGAAAUGAAAAUUAAAAAAAAAAAUAAUUUAAUAUUUUUCAAUAUUUGUGAAAAAAUACAACUCACUUCUUAAAAAUAUUGGGCUUAACUCUGGUUUAGUAAAAACUCUUCAAUUUGUAGAUAUUUUUUUCCAGUGGUAGGUAUUUUUACCCUGAUCCCGGGAAACUAUAAUUUUUUCUUUCUUGGGGGAUUGACCCGGGACCACGGAUUUUUGACCCGACUAGACCCGGAUUCAACCACCCGAUAUAAAGUUAUCGUUGGAAAGCUUAUGAAAAUACCUAUCCAACAAGUGGUCACAUGAGUGGUCACACUUCGAAAGUUAUAGUAAAAUAUUCAAUUUUUUUGGUCCCGGAUUUUUUUAUAAAACCCCCAAAAUGUCGAAAAAGGGGCCAUUAAGGGGGUCAAACAAAUUGUGGCCAAAUUAUUGCUGACCCUCUUACCUUUCCCCGGAGUCAUGGUAAAAGUAUCUACCUCUAGAAAAAGUUUCGAAAAAAUCGAAGAGUUUUUACUAAACUAGAGUUGUUUCAAAUAUUGUAUCCAAGGGAGGUGUUCUUUUAAUAUAUUUCAAUAUUUGUGAGGGGUCCCACUGUAUUUAAAUCCAUUCUUAUGAAGAGAUAAACAAACUUGGCUCGAUUAUCAUUAUUGUUAUCCAUUCCCGGUGAGUGGCGUUGCCAACUGCUGAAAUUGCAUUGUGUUUGGCAAAGCGUUGUUGAAGAAGGGCUAAGUAGGUCGACUUACGUCUUAUCAAACUUCUUGAUAUUGGAAUGCCAAAAAAUCGAUCUUCAAGUGCGUUAACAGUUUUGAAGGCUUAAACUAAGGGGAAUGCAAUAAAAUAAACAAAAACGAUUUAGGGAAAAAUCCAAAAUGGAGUCAAUUGAUUUUAAAAAUAAAUAUUACUUCACUUUGGUGAUCGUCUGCAAAAAACUAUGGUAACCUCCAAUGUAUUAGCCAUGGUAGAAGAAUACAGGUAGUCGCAUUGUCACAGCUGCUGGGACAAUGAACUGUCAAACCGAUUUUGGAAUUGAAAAUGUUGAAUGAACAAAUUAUUAAAAUUUGUAAAAAUUGUUAAAAAAAAAAACGCGAAUUAUAAUAACAUCCGAAUGACGUCGUAUAAGAAAACAUAUACGAAUAUACUUAUAUUUGAAAAAAAUUUAAAAUUUUUUGACAUAUCAAUGUUACCAAGCGUUGAUGCAUCUACCUGUAUUCUUCUACCAUGCUCCAAUGUAUUAGCCAUGGUAGAAGAAUACAGGUAGUCACAGUGUCACAAUGAACUGUCAUUGUCCCAGCAGCUGAGACAAUGCGACCGAUUUUGAAAUUGAAAAUGUUGAAUGAAAAAUUAUUAAAAUUUUUAAGAUUCGUUAAUUGACAAAAAUCAACUAGGAUGGUAAUGCAUAAUCGAGUCAAAUAAUUUGAAAUAUGAUAUUUUUUCAUUCUUCCUAAAAUUGCCAGAACAACUCUAAUUUAGUAAAAACUCUUCGAUUUUUUUCGACAUUUUUUCCAGAGGUAGGUAUAUUUACCCUGAUUCCGGGAAACUAUUUUUUUUUCUUGGGGGACGGACCCGGGACCCCAGAUUUUUGACCCGAACAUCCUGGUUCAACACCCGACUUGGACCCGGAUCCACUUACCAAUAUAGGCAUCGUUUGAAAGCUUAUGAAAAUACCAGUCCGGGUUUUGCGGAUAAAAAGACCCAUAUCUCUGAACCCGAAAAAAGUAUUAGCACAAAUUGUAGCAUUUUAAAAAGGUAAGCUAUAAUUUGGCGUAAAUUUUGUUGACCCCCAUAGUAGGCCCUUUUUGGGGGUUUUAUAAAAAUACCGGGUCCAUCAUGUGACCACUUGUUGGAUAGGUAUUUUCAUAAGCUUUCCAACGGUACCUUUUUUACCUUUAUCGGGUAAUUGGAUCCGGGUCUAGUCGGGGUCUUGAACCCGGGCUUUGGGGUCAAAAAUCUGGGGUCCCGGGUCCGUCCCCCAAGAUAAAAAUAGUUUCCCGGGAUCAGGGUAAAAAUACCUACCACCGGAAAAUUUUUCGAAAAAAUUGAAGAGUUUUUACUAAACUAGAGUUAAGCCAGGAAAUCUCACAGCAACAACAGUAGCAAUAUUCAAAUACAACAACAGAUUUUUUUCUGAAAAUUAAAAAAGAAAGAGUAAAUUGAAAAAUUAAAAAAGUCCACACUUUUAACAACACACUUGUAAAGUUCUUAGAGGUACAAAGGUAAGUAAUAAACAAUUAGAAAUGUUUCAAAACAAGAAAGAAAGAGAAGAAAAAAACAAAACAAAAUACUCCCCCAAUAAAGAAGAAGAGAGUUAAGGGGGCAAUAUAUACCCUUUAGGCCCAAGAGGAGGGACCGAUAUUUUGAAAAUUUUUACAAAUUUUUUUUAGAGGAGGAGAUAUUUUGAUAUUUAAAAAAAAAAUUAGGGUUUUAAUAUUUUUUUAGAUCUGAGUUUUUUUUUUAAAUAUUAAUGAUAGUCCUGCUAAGUAAGUAUAAUUUUCAAUAAUUUGGAAAAAUGUUUCAACACAAUUUAUACUUUUUUCCAUAAAAACUUCAAGGACAUCCCUCUCUUUUUACAUCCCCGAAAAACUCUCUUUUUCUUUUUGAAAUCAAACAAGGUAAAACGUAGUUUUAAGGCAAAAAAAAAAAAAAAUAAAUAAAUAAUUACAUGUUUAAAUAACUGAAAAAAGAGGAAGGAUACAAAUCUUUUCCGAAGACAAAAACCAAGAAAAGAAUAUAACUCCAAACCAAAAAAGAAAAAAAAAACAAAAAAAAAAAAAAAACUCCCUAAAACUUAUUCAAUAUUUAUAUAAAUAGAAUUUCUUUUAAUUUAAGGUUUUAGGAAAUAAGAGAAAAUAAAAAAUGAACAGAAGAAAUAACUUAAAUAUAAAGGCAAACGCAACACACAGACAUACACCAUGAUCAUUGGCAAUAGGAUUUGUUUUCAUUUGCAAUAUUGAAAAAAUAAAUAAUAACAAAAAAAAAAAAAUAAAUAAAUAAAAAACCUCCCAACUUGUAGAUAUUGUACCUUAUAAAAAAUAAUAAUAAUAAAAAAUAUAUAAAUACAGAAAAAUCAAAAUGUCUUAAGAAGGAAAAAAAAAACCAAAA
Messenger RNA from Musca domestica (house fly), 6586 nucleotides. Its product is annotated as spondin-1-like. NCBI's taxonomy places the organism in Eukaryota, Metazoa, Arthropoda, Insecta, Diptera, Muscidae. Gene Ontology annotation, cellular component: plasma membrane. The transcript has 6 exons. The coding region runs from base 804 to 2591 and encodes 595 amino acids. The record is from RefSeq and is a predicted model, not a curated record. Gene Ontology annotation, biological process: actin cytoskeleton organization.